AUGUAUGAAAACAUGGAGGAUCGAUGGAUAAUGGCAAGGGGCAUCCGUGACCCAGUGGUUGGAGCAUCGCUUUCAAUACCACCUCUGUUCCGCGCGGGAUGGAAUCCUCCUCGCACCGAAAGACUAAGUCCAGGAGAUAUCAAUGCGCUCGUUUUCCAAGGAGGAGGAGCAAAGGGAAUAGCUUACUGUGGUGCUAUCAAGGAACUGACAGAAAGGAAAAUCAAGGAAAAGGUCACACGAUUCGGUGGUGCGAGUGCUGGUGCCAUUUGUGCAGCAUUUUUAGCGCUGGGAUGUUCAACAGAACGAAUGGAAGAAUUACUAAAGCAAGAUUUCUAUGAAAUGCUGAUGGGUGACCGCAAUGUUCUGAUCAUGUAG
Ostrea edulis (European flat oyster) is the source of this 375-nucleotide messenger RNA. RefSeq lists its product as uncharacterized. Gene Ontology annotation, biological process: lipid metabolic process. Lineage: Eukaryota; Metazoa; Mollusca; Bivalvia; Ostreida; Ostreidae. The record is from RefSeq and is a predicted model, not a curated record. Bases 1 to 375 code for a protein of 124 amino acids. The transcript is spliced from 5 exons.